This is a messenger RNA of Acanthoscelides obtectus, 920 nucleotides long. NCBI's taxonomy places the organism in Eukaryota, Metazoa, Arthropoda, Insecta, Coleoptera, Chrysomelidae. The record is from the annotation of a GenBank genome assembly.
CAGAAAAUGGCGAACGUUAGUGUUUUCUCAAAAUAAAAACGGGAGAAUACGGUCGACAAACAAAAAUUCAUUAUUUCUACGCGGCAAUUUACGUUGAGAAUAAACCAUACAUAACCUGAAACGAAUUAGAAUCACUCCGAAACAUUUGAGAGAGCCUCGGCUUGACGGGCAACCCACAAUGGCCAGCCCAUCGCCUCAAAACAGCCCAAUGCCUCCCCCACAAGCCCCCAGCCCCAUGGGCCCGCCCAGUCAGAACCCCGCACCGUCGCAUUCGCCCCACAGUACCUACCAACCGCCACCGAUGGGGCACAUGAACGGACCACCGCCACCUUCCAGCCACGGCCCUCAUGGACAUGGCCCAAUGUCCGCGCCCGGACAUGGACCGAUGCAGACGUCUGGACAUCCUCCUAUGCCAGGUUCUGGUCAUCCAUCGAUACCGGUCUCAGGGCACGGUCCUAUGCCCGGUCCAGGUCACCCUUCGAUCCCUGUAUCCAGUCACGGACCAAUUCCUGUGUCUGGACACUCGCCUAUACCUGUAUCGCAUGCUCCGAUUUCCGUAUCUGGUCACUCACCAAUGCCUAUUACUGGUCAUGCUCCUAUCAGCCCAGGACACGGUCCAAUGCCUCCCCACAUGCCACCCCCACACGGUCACAACCCAAUGGGCGGUCCACCUCCACCGCCCCAUAUGAUGAUGUCAGGGCAACCGCCUCCGCAUCAUCAGGGGCAGCCUGGCCCGCCCCAUCACCAAAGCCAACCGGGACCUCCGCAUCAUCAACCCGGCCCGCCUCAUCAUCAGGGACCGCCUCCAGGUCAAGGACAUCCUGACAUGCCUCCUCAUGGACAGGGGUACCCGCAAAGACAGGUGAGUAUAAUUUGAAACAAACGAUGGUGUCGUUCAUAGGAGUGUUACAAUGGUUCAG